AGCGACUCUGCCGUCAAGCAAAUCUUGCUUUCGAUGAAUGAGAAAGAUCCCUUCAUCAUAGAGGAUCUGGACGAUUACCACCUCGUGAUCAAAGCAGACGAGGAAUACAGGGUACGGAAAGUGUUGGAAGCCGAGCUGGAGAAGAACACGUACAGCUUGGAAGCAUCUUGA
Messenger RNA from Pisolithus orientalis, 171 nucleotides. RefSeq lists its product as uncharacterized. Gene Ontology annotation, cellular component: transcription factor TFIIH core complex. The transcript has 2 exons. Lineage: Eukaryota; Fungi; Basidiomycota; Agaricomycetes; Boletales; Pisolithaceae. Gene Ontology annotation, biological process: nucleotide-excision repair; transcription initiation at RNA polymerase II promoter. The annotation marks the transcript as partial. The record is from RefSeq and is a predicted model, not a curated record.